UGGCGCAACGAGACGCACGAGAUUAAAACCGUUGGAACGUUCCUGUGAUAGCGCACUGUUCUUACUGCGUUGGCAUUUUGUAGGUCUUCUGCGAUUGCGUUUCGCAUUUGUGAGGCGUAAGUGAGGCGUUACUUCUACAGGCUGUCCGCUACACUGGAGCAGCUGCCAACACACUUCGAAUCGAACUCGCGCGGGCUCACAGCCAUGGAAAGGCCAGCAAGACCAUACACAGGUUCGGAGGAAUCAUCUCAGUCGGAAAACGAAGAGCUUCUGCCACCACUCGAGGCAGUACGUCGACAACUGGACGCCGACCUUGCUCCAAGCUCAGCGCUGAAGGUGUACCUGCGUAUUCGACCGAGAGUUGGGGGCAGGGCGUUCACAAAUCCUGCGUUCCAUGCAUGUGAUGAAACAACUGUAGAGUCCACCAUCGCCACUCUGGAACAUCAACAUCAAAAACGUUUUAGUUUUACGAAGGUUUUUCCAGAGGGCUGCAGCCAGACGCAGUUGUUUCACGAGGUGGUGCGGGAUCCAGUUGAUGCCUUCGUGCAAGGAGCCAAUGUGUUGCUCUUUGCGUAUGGUCCUACUGCUGGGGGCAAGACCUACACCAUGCAGGGUCCACCGACUGACCCUGGAGUCGUGCCACGCACCCUUGAAAGAAUAUUCAAGCUGCUUGGGUCUCGGGUGUGCAAGGGGGCACCAGCGCGCCCCGACUGCUUUGACGACGUCGUCCCGCUCAGCGCAGAAGAGGAGGCCUCUGCGCUCUUGCGGAAAGGCAAAUUAUUGGACGAUAAGGCAUCCCGCAGCGCUGUCGACUUCAGUGCCUUCCGUAUGCCCUCGAAUAGCAGCGAUGAGUCCCUAAGUGACAGCUGUGACAGCAACUAUGACAAAGCACAGGUAUCGCUGUGGCUCUCCUUUUAUGAAAUUUACAACGAGCGCAUUUACGACCUGCUCCUCCCAUCAGCUGAGGCAGCCACAAAGAAAGGCGGCCAGCGGCGCACCAUUCUAAAGUUGGGUGAAGACCGGGCUAAACGCGCAUUUGUGCGCGGUCUCACCGAAGUGCCUGUGCACUCGGCUGAUGAAGCGUAUCGGCUGUUCUGCCUGGCGCGCAACAACCAGACGCUUGCCGAGACUGAACUCAACCGCAGCUCGAGCCGCAGCCACUGCGUCUUCACGGUGCGGCUGGUGAGCUCUAGGUUGGACAUCCAAAACUGGCACGUCAACACAAUGAUGUUCUGCGACCUGGCGGGUUCGGAGAGGCCAUCCAAAGCUGGCACUGAUGGGUCACGGCUUCGCGAAUCUGGCCGCAUUAACAACUCUUUGGUGGUGCUCAGCCGCUGCUUGGAGGGCCUGCGUAGCAACCAGGAUGCGUCCAAGAAGGCUCCGGUGCCCUUCCGAGAGAGCAAGCUCACCCAGGCGAUGCAGGCCUACUUCACUACGGGUGCGCAAGUCUCUCUGGUAGUAAACAUCUGCCCAGCCAUGUCGAUGCUCGAGGAGUCACUCAAUGCGCUGAAGUUCUCGGCUGUUGCCAUUGAAGUGGUGCCACAGCAGCUCGAAUCGCGCCAUGUUCGCUGCAAAAAGGCUGUUCGUCGGCUCACUGAGCGGUGGCACCGUGCAAGUGGAGGUGAAGGGCUUCGUGGUGGUUUCCUUGCUGAUGAAGGGGCAGCACCAGCAGCCUUGGAUGCAGAUGAUGCUGCAGAGCUCUUCGAGACCAUCGAGGCACUCGAGCGGGAUCUGGAGGAUACCCGGGGCCAGCUCGCGUGGGCGCAGAAGAUGGCUGCCGCAAACGAAGCCCAAGUCAAUGACUACAAGGGCCUGGUGAAACAGUUGGAGCAGGAGCUGCGCAAGCAGCGCGAUAGUGCUGACCGGGAGAUGGCAAUUCGCGUCCGCAAUGCCUGCGAGAUCACACGGCUUGAUCUCUACCGCCGGGCCGCACGAGACUCCACCAUGGACCUGCGGAGGCGCCUCGAGGCAGCAGAGCGCGAAGUCGCUGAACUCAAGGAAGAGCUUCGCAAACAGGCGGUUGCACAAAAUGUGACUGAACACAUGUGUGGCUGCUGGCACGUGCAAGAGACUUCGCCAGGAGCUAAUUCCAGCUGAAGUCGACGUUGCAUAAAUGUUCUUCAACAAUGUAUGGCCACUAUUUAAUGCUUGCCCUGUCUGCGGGCAGCUUAAAACGACUUUAACACGAUUUUAACUAUUUUAAAUACCUAGACAUGUUUUUAAUACGUUUAUCAAUGACUCCUGCCGGUGCACUGGCUCCACACCAGACGAUCACUAUCGGAGCUAGACCUGGGGCCGUGUACCACUCAAGUCUGCUCUUACUUUCUGUGAUCAUUGUAAAUAGAGCCUCCAUUUAUUUGGCGUUUGUCAUAUAUCUGGAUAGCUUUGCUUAAAAAUAGAACAUACAUAAAAGGCAUGUUAGACGACGACCGUGUUCACAUGGCCUCAUGCGCCGGUCAAGUAGGCUUGCUUAUACAAAAUAGAAGCUAACGUACAAUGUACACUGAUGAUCAGCAUCUACGUGCAUUAUUCAACAAUUCUAAUUUGAUAGCCACACGUGUUUCUUGAUGCUUGCUACAUUAAGUUACUGCCAUUGAGGAAAUCGGUGAUAGUAGUGUUUGCUAAUUGCACGUAUGCAUACUGACGGCAUCUGGGAAAUACAUGCUCGUACGAUGUGCGAACUCGUAAGCAACUUUCACUCGCUGCUGCUGCAUCUUGAUACACCGGCCCAUGCUGUUGUAUCAUUUUUCCCAUGCCGUGUACAGUGCCACUGCCUUAUUAGCCUUGUUCUGGAACUGUACAACUUGCACAUGGUGUUCCCGCACGUGUAUAAUUUCGAAAAACAUGUUGGAAUCUGUAUCGUAAUGGUUGUAGUCAUUUUCCCUCACUGCUGCUGGACUUGUCCUUAGAAAGACAUUUCGAAUGCUAGAUCAUGGGAAUACAUUAUAUUACAGAAGGACUGGUGCAUAUUGCCACAGAAGGGUGGUGGUGAGUCGGUUACCUCGCCGGAGUUUCAGUUAGUUCAAGAACAUUCUUUGCAUACUACCAAAAACAUUAGAGCUCUGAUACUGCGCAUGAUAAGAGCCAAUGAGACCAUGUGCCUUGCUCCUCAUGAGUCUGAUUAAACCACGUGUACCUUUUUUAGCACCCUUCUAUUUACCGUUGAACGUACAUUGUUUUAGUCGUCUUUUAUCUUAUGUACUGUCAUUCACCAUGUUAUCACUGUUAUGACUUGUUGCUCAGCGAAUUACACGUCUACAGCAUCAGAAAAUGUUUACUGGUCUAUUUUAUAGCGAGUCUUGUCUAAUCGUAUUACUAGUGCUACGCGGAACCUGUUCUACAUUUCCGAGUACACGAACACCGUGUGAUUACUCUGCCAUGUACCAAGAUACGUGUGUAAAUAGUUGAGACUUCACUCGCAAAAUUAGUGUCGCUCAUUGUGCUCGCUGCUGCGAGUUUUGCCUGUCUUCCUGGGCACAAUUUCACCAAUAAAGUCAGAUUCUUCAAUUUUU
Dermacentor albipictus is the source of this 3512-nucleotide messenger RNA. RefSeq names its product kinesin-like protein KIF20B. Gene Ontology annotation, cellular component: kinesin complex; microtubule; nucleus. The record is from RefSeq and is a predicted model, not a curated record. Gene Ontology annotation, biological process: microtubule-based movement. Gene Ontology annotation, molecular function: microtubule binding; microtubule motor activity; ATP binding. Lineage: Eukaryota; Metazoa; Arthropoda; Arachnida; Ixodida; Ixodidae.